UCAGCGGAUGUUUUGUGUGUCCACUGGUUAAGCUAACAGCUAACGCUGAAGUCUGAUAAAGUCAUCGAUCCGCCGCUGAUCAGUCACUAAUCACCACAUCUGAUCGGGUCGAUCCUUUGAGCAUUCUCUCAUGUUCGGCGCGUGACCGACCGACGAAGCUUCUGGAAGCUGUUCGUGCACGCGUACAGUCUCCAUGGCUACGGAAGAGUUCUACGAGGUAGAGCGGAUCGUAGAUAAGAGGAGGAACAGGAAGGGGAAGGUGGAGUACCUGGUCAGGUGGAGGGGUUACGGUUCGGAAGGAGACACCUGGGAACCCGAAACGCACCUGUCCACCUGCAUGGUCUAUGUCCACGAGUUCAACCGGCAGCAUGCCGAGCGUCACCAGGACGCCGCCUUCCUGCGCUCCACCCGCAGCCUGCCUGCCUCUCAGCUGAGCCCCGCCCACCAGCUGGCCUUUAGACCGGCUCCCGCCGCCGCCCGCAGUGACAUCAGUACCGGGUUGACGGCAAACUGCCUUCAGGUGAGACCAUCCGACCGUCCGCACCUGUCCACUUUCAGCUCCGCCCAUGCCGACCGCUUCAGCAGCGCUCUGAUGUCAGCAUCUCCGGUUGGAUCUGCGCGGCGCAGUGUUGACUUGGCCAAGACUGGCAUCAAAAUCCUGGUCCCCAAAAGCCCCAUGAACACUCGUCUGGACCAGGAGGAGGAGUCUCCAAGCGAGGCGGCCCACAGCCUGGAGGCCCACGAUGCUCACCUGGACCCGCCAGAGGUGGCGCUGCUGGAGAAACCGGCCGAGACCACCGCAGUCCAGCUGGGACCGGGGGAGGAGAGGGCCCGCAUGGGGACCAGACCCAGACCCAGCAACAACCAGAACCAGAACCCGCUGUCCCCGCCGCGACUCCCAAUCACACCAGCCGCCAUGCGCUCCCUCAGUGGCUCAGGUUCUUCGCUGUUGGAGGCUUUCUCCGCCAACGGGACCCCUGCUGCCCAGAGCGCUGUUACUGGGGCGACCGGUGCCUCAGGAAAGCGGCGUCUGGAGGAGCGGUCGGCUUUUGACAAACGUCUGCGGUUCAGCGUCCGGCAGACGGAGAGUGCCUACCGCUACCGAGACAUUGUCGUGAAGAAACAGGACGGAUUCACCCACAUCCUGCUGUCGACCAAGAGCUCAGAGAACAACACCCUGAACCCAGAGGUGAUGAAAGAGAUCCAGAGCGCCAUGGCGACAGCGGCAUCAGAUGACAGUAAGCUGGUGUUGUUUGGCGCCGUUGGUAGCGUUUUCUGUUGCGGUCUGGACUUCCUGUAUUUCAUCAGACGACUGACGGACGACAGGAAGAAGGAGAGCAUCAAAAUGGCCGAAACCAUCAGGACCUUCGUCAACACCUUCAUCCAGUUCCGGAAGCCUAUUGUGGCAGCGGUGAACGGGCCAGCGCUGGGCCUGGGCGCCGCCCUCCUGCCGCUGUGUGACGUGGUGUGGGCCAAUGAAAAGGCUUGGUUCCAAACACCGUACACUGCAUAUGGACAGACACCGGACGCCUGCGCCUCCUUUACCUUCCCCCGCAUCAUGGGUCUGGCCUCAGCUAAUGAGCUGUUACUGAGUGGCAGGAAGUUGACAGCUCAGGAGGCGUGUUCUAAAGGUUUGGUGUCGCAGGUUCUUUGGCCUGGAACCUUCACACAGGAGGUGAUGCUGCGGAUCAAAGAACUGGUGGCAGUGGAUUCCCUGGUUCUGCAGGAGUCCAAAGCCCUGAUGAGGAACACCAGUCGCAGUGCUCUGGAGCAGGCCAACGAGCGCGAGUGUGAAGCCCUGAAGAGGAUUUGGGGUUCAUCACAGGGAACGGACUCCAUCCUGCAGUACCUUCAGAGGAGGACUGAGCUCUGCUAAGACCAGGACCUGAACUGGACCAGGACUGGAACAGGACCAGGACUCCCAACAGUGACUCAGCAGACCUCGGUCCUUCUGCUCCUUGAACUCAGAACUGAGUGGACUAGAACGUAGAGUUUGUCCUACAGCUUUUAGACUUGGUCCAGUUGGAGCGUUUCAGAGCUGGAGUCCUGUGGUGUCAGCCCGUUGACUUCCAUCACACGCUGCUGAUGGGGUUUGGAUCAGAACCACAGGGAACAGUGGCAGAACCUGCUCAAGUAAGGAAGGGCAGUUCAGCCACGCAACCCCCAGAAGACAACUGGAGAGGAAAAGGUUCAGAAUGUCAACAACAGCAGAACAAGUGUGGAAAUGAAAAACAUGGAUCAUUUCCCACAUCAGUGUCCCAUCAGUGUCCGUCAACACGGUUCUCCCACAUUUACUGUUGUGUCUGGACUCAUGGAUUUAAACCGGUUCCUCUGUGGUCUUAGAACAUUGGUCCAAAAUGAUGUUUCUCACUGAAAACUGUUAAAUCCUCCAAACUGAAGACAGUGGAUGUGGACUGUAAACCACUGAGGAUCUGACGGGGGUCUCAUGGUUCUCAUGGUUAUGAUGGUUUACACUCGGUACUAAGUUCAAAGGUUGUGGGACUAAGCAAGCGUCCUCCUGGUCUUCGUGGUCCAUCUGGUCCAUCCAAACCCACAGCAGGAUUAUUGUAGUUGUGUAACUGUGGGAAUGUGCUGAUCUGAGUAUUUGUGCGAAGCUUCGUUAACAGUUUGUCUCUGUGGACGUAACCUCUGACCUUCUUCUUCAUGGACAGAGUGGAGGACUUGAACUGGCUCUAACCUUUGACCUUAAUGUUUUCUGUUGUAGCCUUUUCAUAACAGGACAGCUGAUUUAAAAUGAAUUUGUGUAUUAGGCCCCACCCACAGGACUAGCAUCUGAGUAUGUGGUCAUGGCCUGACAGUCCUGACCGUGGGCUGGGUUUGUAGUUUUCAUAUCAGACUCUGAAUGAGCUCAAGUAUGAACUUGUCAUUUCAUAAUUUGGUGCAGUUUGUUUUUUUCUAACUAUAUCCUUUCUCUGUAUUUUCAAACACCAGAAAAGGAAAAUUAAAGAUGCAAAUGA
Sphaeramia orbicularis (orbiculate cardinalfish) is the source of this 2978-nucleotide messenger RNA. Its product is annotated as chromodomain Y-like protein. The transcript is spliced from 8 exons. The record is from RefSeq and is a predicted model, not a curated record. Bases 194 to 1876 code for a protein of 560 amino acids. Gene Ontology annotation, molecular function: transcription corepressor activity. Lineage: Eukaryota; Metazoa; Chordata; Actinopteri; Kurtiformes; Apogonidae. Gene Ontology annotation, cellular component: nucleus.